Molecule: messenger RNA, 1056 nt
Organism: Aspergillus calidoustus
Lineage: Eukaryota; Fungi; Ascomycota; Eurotiomycetes; Eurotiales; Aspergillaceae
Source: the annotation of a GenBank genome assembly
AUGGAUCUCAUCCUCGAUAUACUCGACACGUUCCUCUUCGACCAGGUCUACUCGACCCUGCUUCCCGCAUCGGGAGACCCACACAAUGGCAACUACAUCUAUAACCAGGCCAUUUCCGAAUACAUGCCCCUCGAGCCCUCACGAUGGGCAGAACACAGCGCCCUCCAGCGUGACAACAUCUUUCGUCAAACAAUAAGCCUCUUUAUCAUUGCCUGGCUCUUCGGCACCUUUGUCUACCUGACAACCUCAACCCUAAGCUACAUCUUCAUCUUCGACAAAAAAUCCCUCACGCACCCGAAAUUCCUCACGCGCCAGAUCCCCCUCGAACUCCGGACCGCCCUCUCCGCAAUCCCGCUCAUGGCCGCCCUCACCGUCCCCUUCUUCCUCGCCGAAGUCCGCGGCUACUCGAAGCUCUACAGCACCCCAGCCACCGCCCCAUUCCCCCUAUACAAUAUCCUGCAAUACCCGCUCUUCAUCGCCUUCACCGAUUUCUGCAUCUACUGGAUCCACCGCGGCGAGCACCACCCGGCCGUGUACAAGUGGCUGCAUAAGCGGCACCACCGGUGGAUUGUGCCGAGUCCGUAUGCGAGCUUUGCGUUUCAUCCCGUAGACGGGUGGGCGCAGUCUUUGCCGUAUCAUGUGUUCCCGUUCCUUUGCCCGUUGGAGAAGAGGGCUUAUCUGGCGCUCUUUGGGUUUGUGACGGUUUGGACGGUUUUUAUUCACGACGGCGAGUACAUCACCCGCUCGGCGAUCAUCAACGGGUCCGCCUGCCACACGUACCACCACCUGUACUUCAACUACAACUACGGGCAGUUCACGACGCUGUGGGAUCGGUUGGGCGGGAGCUAUCGCGAGCCCGACCCGGAUCUGUUUGAUCCGAAGACGAAGAUGGGGAAGAGGCAGUGGGAGAAGCAGGUGAAGGAGAUGGAGGAGAUUGUUAGGGAGGUUGAGGGGGUUGAUGAGCGGGAGUACCUUUAUGAGAAGGGGGAGGAGGAGGAGGUUGAGAGUGAGGGGGUUGGUAGGGUUGGGGGUAAGGGGAAGGGGAAGAGGGAGUAA